Molecule: messenger RNA, 4194 nt
Organism: Emiliania huxleyi CCMP1516
Lineage: Eukaryota; Haptophyta; Isochrysidales; Noelaerhabdaceae
Exons: 1
Coding region: 1-4194 (1397 amino acids)
Source: RefSeq, a predicted model, not a curated record
AUGCGGCAUAGGUACCCGCUGUGCUCCGAUCUGCCCGACAAGGCGUGGCUACGCAAGGGCGCGACGUACCGCUACCUCGGCACGCGGCCUGCACCGUUCGGCUUCUCCGAGCCCACCUACUCCCGAAGAGAUCCCCCGUUGUUUAACCAGUGGAUUCACUGGUGGAUCGGCGACCAACCCGACACGAUCCUCACGCCGGACGCGACGCACUCGCAACUGUUUGACGCGCUAUGCGCGCGCGGCUCCGACGGGGCGUGCACCUUUCCGAUAGAGGUGGACCUGUCCCAGCACCUUGCUUGCCACGACGCACCGACGAUUUCGUUUACCGAGUACAACCCGCACAACCAACCCGUUGUCAUGAAUCGCUCAAACGAGUGCGAGAUCGAGGAGCCGCGCGUCGUCCGCAUCGUCGACCCCUCGAGCGGCACAGUUGCGUUCUACGAGUACGAGCGGCCGGCGUGCACCGAGCUUACCUUCUUCAACGACGGGAGGCAGGUGCAGCGCGGGGACUCUUUGCUGUGCUCCGACCCGGCGACGAUUGGCGCGGCCGCUUCUUGUUGCCAACAUCGGCUUAAUUUGGCGGGUCAUGUACCGGCGUCCAACAACGGCUACGCGGAAUGCCAGUUCAUCGGGGAGCGCGUCAAGUACUCGACCGCCGUCGAGAGGUGUGCGACGCUCGGUCCAAACAACGACUACAUUAAAGCCGACCCGCAGGUGUGCGAUAUAACGGUGUAUAACUCCCACAAGGGCAUCACUCCCGGCGAGGACUGCACCCGAGGCAAUGCAAGCUGCUGCACCCCCGGCGUUGGCUGCACUUCGAUCCGCGGGGUGAGCUACUGCGGCGGCAAGGCCUACGAGAACUGGCUCGGCACGCCGUGCGAGCUGCAGAUACAGGUGCACCCGGCGCACGGCGAGAUCUCGACGCACGCGCCCGACGUGCUUGUAUUUCCGUACCAAGCGGGCGUCGGUUGCUCGGACCCGACCCAACUAUACGGCCUUGACUCGGGCAACACGUUUCGCGUGCACUGGGCGGGCGGCAGCUACCCCACACCACCAGAUUGCGCGGCCGCCUCCGCCUGCACAGUGCACAGCUCAGGCAUUGGCGUGUUCUCGUGCGUGUGCGCGGUGCACGUCGUCACGUCCGCCGUCUUCGACGCGAGCGACGGCGUGCCGAGCGCCGCCGACGUGGAGACAGCGCUGACGAUCGCCGCGCCGCCGCUCGAGAUGUACGACCCCGAUGAGUACCGGCUUUGCAACUCGACAGCAUGCACCGCGGCGGCACCCGACGUGCUCGUGUACCUACACAACACGAGCUUCGCGACGGGCGGCUUCAACGAGCAGACGGUCUUCCGGAUCGUCCUCAACGGCACGCGGCACGUCUACCUGCUCAACAGGCUGUCGACAGUAGAGGUGUCUGGCACGAAUUUCUCGUUCCGCAACCCGCCGCACUUCAUGCGCUGGGCAGAGCAGUCGACGCGCGACGCGCAGCACGAGACCGACGCGCUGAUCGACUCGCUCGUCUACCACCAAAACACGCCGGCCCACACGGCGACGCGGCUCAUACAGAAGCUGGUCACGUCCAACCCGUCGCCGCGGUACGUCAAGCGCGUCGCCGACGCAUUCCACACCGGCACGUGCGCCGGCCACGUGUACUCCGGCUCGUAUGGCGACCUGGGCGCGACGGUCGCGUGCGCCCUCCUCGACCGCGAGGCACGGUCGACGACGCUCGACGCCUCUCCGACACACGGCCACCUGCGCGAGCCCUUCUUGCAAGUGAUGAACGUGCUGCGCUCGCUCGAGUUCGCCUCGAAGGACGGUCGGCAGGUGCAGCUCCUCAACUUGGACCAGAUCGGGCAGGAGCCCUUCCGGGCGGCUUCCGUCUUCAGCUUCUACUCGCCCGAGUAUCGCGCGCCUGGUGCUGUCGCGCAGUCGCGGCAGCUGUCACCGGAGGCGGAGGUGACCGCACAGGGCGACUACUACAUCGCGAAGCUCAACGGCCUCUUCUCGCUCGUCGAGUACGGGCUCUCCGCGUGCAAGGGCGGCUUCGGCCUCCCGAUGACUUAUCACAGCGACGACCAGUGCGACCGGUACAAGGGUUCAACCUACGCGGUCGACCACGCGGGGCAGCUCUCGUGGCGCCCGAGCUCGACGCACGGCCCCGAUGUGCUCGACGAGCUAGCCCUGCUGCUCACGGGGGGCAGGCUGGGUGCGAACACUCGCGCGGUCGUCCUCAGCGCUUACGAGCAGGAAGCGUCGGCGAGGGGGCACACUUCUGCGCUCAAGCUGGCUGAGAAGCUCGUGCUCGCCUCCGCCGAGUUCCACGCUACCAACGCCAACGCCCUGCCGCCGCUCCCCCCGUCGCCCCCGUCGCCCCCGUCGCUACCGCCAUCAGACCCAGCACCGUCCUCGCCGCCAACAACACCGCCCACAUCGCCGCAACCGCCUCUUCAGCCCGCAUGGGUGCAGUCGAAUCUCGGCGCUGGGAGCAAUGAUGAAGAGCCAGAAUGUCCAGGUGGCUACGAACGGAUCACCUCCGAAGAAGAGUGCCAAGAAGCUGCCGAGGCCUUGAACGGGCCUGAUUGGUUCCACAGCGCUCGUUCGUGGACCGACUGGCCUCAGGCGUGCUUCAUCACCCCAGGGGGGGGUGGGAGAGUCUUCUUCAACGAGAUCCUGGACGAAAGUGCCAUUGACUGUGACUCCGGCAGACAUUGCAGAGCGGCCGACACCAUCUGCAAGCGAGCGCUACCGCCACCCCCCCCAUUGCCACCGGCCGCACCUUCCCCGCCGCCCGCACCGCCUCCCGGCGGCGACGAUUACAAGGCAGUCAUCGUGAUCCAACUCUUCGGCGGCCUCGACUCGUUCAACAUGCUUGUGCCGCACUCCCUCUGCGACGCGGCCGCCGGUGGAUACGCAGAGUACCUCCAGGCGCGCGGAGGCCUGUUCACUGGCAGGGAAGACAGCGGCGUUGCGCUCAGGCAGGACACCCUCCAACAGAUCGCCGCGGGUGCGAGCUCGAAGCCGCAGCCGUGCGACGUGAUGGGGCUGCACCCGAAGCUAGUGAAGACGAAGGCGAUGUACGAGAGCGGAGACGCCGCGAUCUACGCCAACAUCGGAGCACUCAUCGAGCACCUUACGCCCGACGAGUUCUUCGGCGGGGACGGGAGGAAGGAGGUCCCCGACGCACUCUUCUCGCACAACGUGCAGGAUCGCUUCAUGCAGACGCUCUCCAACAACCAGUUCGAGCCGGGCAUACUUGGGAAGGUAAUGCGCGCGCUCGACGCCCCGGCGUGCGACGCGUAUGGCAGCACGAGCGCCGGCAGCGCCCGCACGUCGUACAAGACCGGGCUGUACGCCAUGCACUCGGGCGCGGCACGAGCACUCGAAGGAGGGCCCGGCCUCCCUCUCUCUAUCGACUCGAGGCGAGGCGACAUCCGCCGGCUUUCGGAGUACGAGCAGCUCUGGCCCCACAUCGAGAAUCUGACGGCCGCGCCCUCGCGCUCGGUCUUCGCCGAGACGCACUCGCGCGUGCUGGGGCGGGCGAUCCAGGACGCGGAGACACUCGGCGAUGCGAUCGACGCGGCAGCAACGACGACGACCUUCAACGACUGCUGCGACGGCGGCAGUUGCGGCUGCUCGUUUGCGAUGGCGCUGCGCACCAUCGCGCGGGUCAUCAAGACGCGCAGCGCGACGGGCGUGCAGCGCGCGGCCUUCUGGAUGGGGACGAGGGGCCUCGACGCGCACGCGUCGAUGGACUCUCCAGGCGACGGCAUAACGUCGAUGAUCGACAACGCGGUCGACGACUUCCGCAAGGAAAUGGUGGAGCAGGGGCUGUGGGACAAGGUUACAGUCAUCACCCUCUCCGAGUUCGGCAGGACGAUCAUCGGUAACGGGCGGGGGACGACGCACGCGUGGGGCGGGAACCAAUUGAUGUUUGGCGGUGCGGUCAACGGCAGCCGGAUCUUAGGGCAAUACCCGUCGAAGCUCGGCCCCGACGGCGAUCGCACGCGCAACGACCGCGGCACGAUCGUCCCGACCGAGCCGUGGGAGAGUAUGUGGCAGCCGAUCGCGCAGUGGAUGGGGGUCGCGCCGUGCGAUCUGCCCAAGGUGAUGCCAAACCUGCCCAACUUCCCAGACGCGGGAGAGGGGCGAGUGCUGAGGGUGGAAGAUGUGUACGAGGCGGGAGCAGUGGCUUAG